Molecule: messenger RNA, 342 nt
Organism: Spodoptera exigua (beet armyworm)
Lineage: Eukaryota; Metazoa; Arthropoda; Insecta; Lepidoptera; Noctuidae
Source: the annotation of a GenBank genome assembly
AUGGAGGCUGCCUUCGGUAAUCUACAGAAAGAGGGGAAGAAUGAUGUCGAUAAUAUAGUAAAAUGGAUGAAAGACUACCCGGAACAACAAUCUGUGGAUCACACAACGAGUUGUUCCGUGCGGGAAUCAAAUCCGCGACACGUUACGAUGCAACCGGUUGCCCAGACACAGCGCCAACCGUGCAGUUUUAAAGCAAAAGUAGUAGAUGAUACCAAGGAACAAGAAGACAAGCUACGUUCCCUCUUCAACGACGUCCCAGACAAGAAGAAUAUAGCUACUAUGUUCCUGAGUGCUAAAAAAUCACGCUACGAUCAAAUGGACAACUCUGUAGUCAGUAGCUAG